UAUGUUUUAAAUACAAUCUGUUACUGUAAUAGACAAUCUUGCGAUAGAUUAUUUUGAACUUCGUGCUGCGUAAAAAGAUUCCACAGAAGAUUUCGAGAAUAACGAAGUAAAGCGGAAUUUUCCCUUUCCAGUCUAUGCCAAACGAGGCGUGCAAUUGACUCUCACCAGCUAGACGCAUCGUACAUUCUCAUGAAGCAAAGUUAGUUUUGUCGACCAUCUGCCACUGAUCAAUUUGAAACAGUGACGCGGGCUUUUCCGGUGACAAAUAGUACAAUUUGCGCGAGCGUCGUUAGUGCAGUGGACGCAAGUGCAAUCGUCUUUUCUUCGAGGAAUUGAAAGUGACGAAAAUGUCAUGGAAUUAAAUAUUAGAGCGAUGAUUGAUUAGAGAGUUAAAAAGAGAAAGAGACGAGAAGAAGGAAAUAAAAAAAGAAAAAAAGAUAAUUAACGAAAGGAAAAUCUAAUAUUCUCUUUUUGGAAUAAUGGGGAAUACAUUCCGUUGCAAGGCUAUGACUUGCUCAAAUAGAAAAGUAUUGCUAAUGUUCUGAUUUGGAAAGGAAAAAGUAAGAUGUGAAAAUUGUGGAAGGGAUUCCUUUCUCCAGAAGAUGUGCGAACAAGUUCCUGCAACAAACCAGAAUAUAGUCAGUACGGUUGAAACUUUCGCAGUACACACAUCUUACACGCAGAACCACGCUAUAAAAAUCAUCUUGACUAGUUUUGUUCGUCAGUGCUGUUUGCUUAUUUCUUUCGAAUCAAAUUGCUUGCCUUUAUAGGUGGACAAUCGUUAUUUAUAUAUAACACAGUGCUCUAAUGUGGACAUAAAAUAAUCAAAAUGAUUAACGAUUUUUCGAAUGAUAUUGCCCUGACAGAUAAAGUGGAGAAACGACUGCGAAUUAUUCUCAAUGAAGGUUCUAAAAAUAUAAUGGACUUCAACAAUAUGAAACCAGAAAUACCGUCUUUUUAUGACGAGAAGAAAUUUCGAUUGGGUCAGCAAGCCUUUCAUAAUAAUAUAUUCUCUAUGAUGAUUGCAAAACUUUGCGGCCUUGUAUCCCUUUUAGCAAUUUCAACUAUAUUGGAUGUAGUUAUGUUUACCAAAAAAAGUGGCACUCCUUGUUUGGCGUAUCGCAGAUAUGCAGAGACGGUGCUUCAUACAUGUGUAUGGCAUAAAAAGGAUCCCAACGGCAAACCAAAUGAAUUUUUAGAAUCCCUAAAAAUUGUUCGUCGAAAACACUGUGUUGCAUUCAAAAGAAGCACCGAGGCCGGAGUUCAUAAGCCAACGCAAUUGGACAUGGCACUCGCCCAGUUUGGAUUUGUCGGAUACAUUAUUGUAUGCGAGAAAUAUGUAGGAAUAAAUACCACUCCUGAAGAAAUGGAAGGUGUAGUGCAUCUCUGGAGGGUUAUUGGCAGUAUGCUUGGAAUAGACGACAAAUUUAAUAUCUGCGCGGGUACUGUUGAAGAAACUCGUGCUCUUUGCCAAAGAAUACUGGAAGAAGUUUUCGUUCCUUGCUUAGCAAAUAGAAAUAAGAACGAGCAUUUCGAUCAGAUGGGUAAUGUACUGCUGCAGAGUCUCUGGCCUAUCAACUUUGGUAUUGAGCCACUAGCGUACACUGCCUUCACACUUCAUAUGGUUUCUUCGACCGCGCGUAAUAAUAAUCAUUUCAUCGAAAUUGAUACUUCAUUUAUGCCGUUUUACAGCUGGUACUUGCUGAAUACAUAUCACUUUGUGUUGAAAUACUUAUUGCGACCUGAUGCUUGGUGGUCUCCAUUCUUUCGUGCGAUUUUUAAUACUUUAAUGCGUUUGCUUGAAAUUCGUGAAAGAGUAUACAAAAGUCAAUAUAUUUAA
Molecule: messenger RNA, 1840 nt
Organism: Acromyrmex echinatior (Panamanian leafcutter ant)
Lineage: Eukaryota; Metazoa; Arthropoda; Insecta; Hymenoptera; Formicidae
Molecular function (GO): oxidoreductase activity
Source: RefSeq, a predicted model, not a curated record